AGCGUGCAUAUUGCAGCGGAGUUGGAGUCGGGCACGACUAAUGAGCUGCCCCAGCUUCGGCCGCUACGAAUCAAUCUGCAACUCAUGCUGGCCCAGAUGGCCCAUUGACUGCGAUGUGAGCCAACAAAGCAAUCCGAAUGCUGACUGAUGAGAGUGUAAAAUCAUGGAACUUGUGGCAGUGUUUGGAUUUGUGACGGCAAUCCAUCCUCAACCUCGGCCAGAAAGAAUCUUUUCACGCAGACGGUAUGCGCUUAUGCCGCCAACCGCCGCCACCACGAAUGCCGUGUCUUCUGGUUCUCUGUCAGGAUCAUUCUGGCUUCACUGCAUGAUUGCGCCUCGCCACGGGCAGGACGACGUCGCUGCAGUAUUGUUACGAGAAGAGUGAAGCAUAGCACAUGUUCUGUUCUAUCAUGAUGACGGGCAUAAGAGGGUCCGGGCGGUGAGUUGGGUCGACACAGACCGCUGUGAAAUUGCAACGCAAGUCAGGUAGUCUCACAUAACAGAUAAAAACGCAAAGUUCGCCGAGGCGCUCAGUAUGAGGUUGUACGACCACAGCCUUCCUCGGUGCGAAAAGUGGCCAGCUUCAUGGCGAAGGCAUUUCACCAAUCUCGGUCUCGCCAAUUGGCCAGUAUUAUCUCUAGUGCAUCCCAGCCUGGUGGUACUGUCCUUCUAGUACGGUACUAAUCUGAUCUAUCCCUUCGAUGUACAGACAUGUUCCAUGUGCGAACCCUCGUAAUAUGAACGGUGCACAGCAGCCUCGGCAGCACUGAAUAAUCCGCUUCAUUGACCUGGAUUGGUGGAUGUUUACAAUCAUAUUGUUGGGACCUUGGGUAAUAGCGAACCGAAUGGUGAACAAUGUCCAGGGCGGACAGGUUGUCAGGGUUAACCCACGCUUCGAUCAUCUAGUCAAGUCCCAGCGCCUAUCAAGCUCUCCACGCGUACAGCCCUGGAAGUCCAGGAGCGUCGGAUGGUUAUGGUGUCGUUGUGGUGUGUUUGGUAGGAGGAUCUUGAGGACGGGCCCUCGUCGAGUCCUGGUCUGACAAGGGUGACCACGAAGCGUGCAUCAGCUCAGACUUGCACAUCGGUUCAUUUCUCAUCAGAAUUGUGUGCAAGCCCUGAUUAUUGUUCAACGCCAUAGUCUUUCGCAAACUGAGGCCCAGAGUCUUGGGCUUGGGCUCCUGUUUGCCCACACUACCAGGGUAUUGAAAUUUCUCUAUGAGUCAGGAUUGACAACAAGCAGAAAAGGCUCCAUCAUUUACAGCAAGAGCAACAACCAAAACAUCAUCGGUGUGGAACCACAUCACCAUCCGCCAGGACACGAAGUGGCCAACGCAUCAAUGCACCUAUGUUUGAAGUACAGCCCAAAACUUGGCUGCAAUGCUGCUCUGCCCAAGGUUACUGCAAAGCCAUGAAAAUGGAUGGGAUUCUUUCACCGCCGUAGCGAUAGGUGCAGUGACAUUCAGACUCUGGUGUAACAAUUCGUGGCUGACUUGAUCGCAACUUUCAUUUUCCGCAUACCACAUAUUGCCCACCCGACGGCAGGUUCAUCAAUGAGGUUUUCCGAAUCAGCCGACUGAAAGAGUUCGAGGCCUGCAUCACCAGCUGCACCACCAAUGUUACAGCAAUGUUCUAUUCAUUUCCACAUCGCUAAUCUGAAAUCUAAAGCAUGGCAUUCGACGCCAAACUUGAAUCGGAGAUGCCGUCUCUUAUUGGAAUGCUCUUCGUGUGCGCAACUCUAUUUAUUCCAUGGAGUAGAUACAGUAUUCAAAUUUCUGACUAAGGCCCAUCAGCUGCUUCGCCUCAAUCCCUUGUUCAGCUCAUUUUGUCCAUGCGGCGGCAUCCUGGUGUCCUAUUCCGUCAGCCCAGCCCAGGUCGGAAACCACCAUAUCGGACAUGGCGGGGAUGCAAUCAGCAUAACCCCAACAUAAGUUACAUCAGAAUAUUCUCGAGACCAUGGAAGGUUUCCUCCCGCCUGGGCAUUAACGAAUUACAAUAUAUUUGAUAUACCUUAUUCGAUGGAAGUGGAAGAGAUUGAGACGGCUUUCCAAGUAGUUGGGGUUGAUGGUCGCGGGGAGGGAAAAAUGACCAUACACUACAAAUAUACUUCAUAAAAGGUUGUUUGUUUGUUUCUUUUUUUCCUCAUUGUUACGGGUCUAGCGAAACCCAAAAUUGUUGGCCACCUACGUACUGAGAACCAGACCUGGCGGAGCGGGAUAGGCAAUAGUGCUAUGCAAGGCAAAGAACUCUCCGUCUACUAACUCUCAAACCAGCGACUCAUUGAU
Fusarium odoratissimum NRRL 54006 is the source of this 2282-nucleotide messenger RNA. RefSeq lists its product as uncharacterized. The record is from RefSeq and is a predicted model, not a curated record. Lineage: Eukaryota; Fungi; Ascomycota; Sordariomycetes; Hypocreales; Nectriaceae. The coding region runs from base 1614 to 1928 and encodes 104 amino acids. The transcript has a single exon.